AUGGCUGACCGAAGACGCAUCAAUGGACCUCCUGGUGGCACCAGGCCGGCCAUAUAUGCCACCUCACUGCCCUCGAUCAAGGACGCAGACCGUGCGCGCCGUCAGCGCCAACCUUCCGAGCUCAGGAAAAUCUUCCUCAAGACGGGCCUAAUCCCAUCGGCCUCGGGCUCCUCAUACCUUGAAUUCGAGCCAUCGGCCUCUUUGGCCGCCGCGCGCGCCAACCCCAAAUCUCUGAUCCCGCCUUCCUCGGCCCUGAAGCUGGCCUGCACCGUCCAUGGACCAAAACCGCUCCCUCGCUCUGUUGCAUUUUCACCAAACAUUGUCCUGACCACGCAUGUCAAGUAUGCGCCGUUCGCGGCCCGCAAACGCAAGGGCCAUAUCCGCGACGCCAGCGAGCGCGAUCUCGGCGUGCACCUGGAAACAGCCCUUCGGGGCGCAAUUAUUGCAGAGCGCUGGCCCAAGAGUGGACUGGAUAUCACCAUCACCAUUAUUGAGGCGGAGGAUGAUCGCUGGUGGGGCGAUGCGCCAGACUCACACGAUGCCUCGUGGGGCAUGAUGAAUGUGCUGGCGGGAUGUAUCAACGCUGCUUCGGCGGCCAUUGCAGAUGCCCAUAUCGACUGUCUGGAUCUUGUGGCUGGUGGUGUUGCUGCUUUGGUCACUGACCAUGAUGGUGGUGCUCCACAACUCAUGAUGGAUACUGACCCGGCUGAGCACCGGUCAAUCGUCUCAGCUUGUGUGGUGGGUUAUAUGCCCGCGCGAGAUGAAAUCACUGCGCUGUGGCUCAAAGGGGGCACUUCAAAGGUAGCAUUGGAUGAACAGGAUGGACGGUCGGGACAUGAAGCACUAGUAGAUGGUGCUGUGGAUGCUGCUCGGGGAGCUCAUAUGGUUCUUGGGGAGGCAGUGAAGGAAUCGCUGGAAAGGGCCAUUGGGCAAACUGUUUGA
Molecule: messenger RNA, 942 nt
Organism: Penicillium riverlandense
Lineage: Eukaryota; Fungi; Ascomycota; Eurotiomycetes; Eurotiales; Aspergillaceae
Product: 3' exoribonuclease family protein
Exons: 2
Coding region: 1-942 (313 amino acids)
Biological process (GO): U4 snRNA 3'-end processing; nuclear mRNA surveillance; rRNA catabolic process
Cellular component (GO): nucleolus; nuclear exosome (RNase complex); cytoplasmic exosome (RNase complex)
Source: RefSeq, a predicted model, not a curated record